This is a messenger RNA of Nematocida homosporus, 387 nucleotides long. RefSeq lists its product as uncharacterized. The coding region runs from base 1 to 387 and encodes 128 amino acids. The transcript has a single exon. NCBI's taxonomy places the organism in Eukaryota, Fungi, Microsporidia. The record is from RefSeq and is a predicted model, not a curated record.
AUGCGAAAAGUACUCGAGGCAUUAGCCGAUCAAUAUCGCUAUCUUGGUAUAAGUAAAGAGAAGGAAAGAGCUAUUGAAAGGUACUCGGAUAAGUAUCGUCAAAACCAGGAUGGCACAGUGAACUUAAUUCCAGCUUUGAUAGAAAAUUCCGAAGAGUAUCCCCAAGAACUAGUCAAACUUGGAUUUGGCCAUGGAGUUAAGUGUCAAAGUAAAGGCGCUUCAAUUAAAGCUCUGUUCAUGCAAGAGGCCGAGAUUAAUAGUGAAGUAGAAGAGUCAGAAGCCAGUACUAGUCAGAAAGAAGAAGAAUCAGAAGAGAAUGAUUAUAUGGCGGCCUACCUAGAUGAUGACGAAAUGGAAUCAGAUGAUGAAAUAGAAGAUGUUAUGUGA